GCCCUUUGUCUUUUCUUCUCUUCUUCCUCUCCGUCUCACACUCGUGUUUUCUCAUUUCUUUUUUUAUCCUCGGUCAUCACAAUAAUCUUCAUAAUCUUGACUCUUCAUCAAUUUCCAUCACAUCACCAUGUCCAUCACAUAUCGCGAGGCCUGGGGUCUCUUCCAGUUCGAUCAAUCGCCCUCCAUGAUUCACGAUGAUUCUCCCCAUCUCAACCGCACCUCUCGCUCCUCCAGCCACAGCUUCUCUCCAAUUCCCACUCCUGCCUCCACCUGUUCCGAACAGAGCACCUCCAUCCCCAACAAAGAGCUAUUCGUAGAGCUCCGCCGGCUACGACAUGAACUCCAACAGCUACAAAACAACAACGGCGUCGUCGAGGAACCCCGAGAAGCAAUGACCCAGAUGAGCGCCCGGCUGGAUCAGAUCACAUCUGUGCUCCGGUCGGAUCCCUCCGGACGGCCAGCUCAAAACCCUUCCCAGCCCGAGUCAUUCCGCUGCUGGGAGUCGUGCUGCAAAGGACGACUCUUUUCUAAUAAAAGCAACUUGAUCCGACACCAGCGAGAACGACGGGGUGAAACGGCCAAGCUGCGGUGUUCGUUUUGCGAUGCGGUGUUUUCCCGGAGCUCAGCCCGAAACGCCCACGAGGCAGCUCGACGUUGUCGGAACCCGUGAUUUUUUUUUUUUCUUUUUCUUUCUCGCUUUCCUUAUCUCUUUUCUUUCUAUUUCCUAUUUCCUUUUGAAAUCUCUUUUCUCUGGUAGCAAGAUUAGCCCGAUGUUUGAUGUUCUAUAUGGGAGGCGGAUUCUAUUCUUGGAGUUGCAAUCAACGCACCGUUACAUAGACUGCUGCCUAGGCUGGGGCAGAUUACGAUAGAUACGAUUUACGCUGCCAUGUCAGGCUGUUAAUAUAUUUUUAUCACUAUCAUCUAUCUGAGUAGAUAUUCUAUUGAGGUGCAAAGCUCUGUCG
This is a messenger RNA of Aspergillus wentii DTO 134E9, 962 nucleotides long. RefSeq lists its product as uncharacterized. Lineage: Eukaryota; Fungi; Ascomycota; Eurotiomycetes; Eurotiales; Aspergillaceae. The record is from RefSeq and is a predicted model, not a curated record. The transcript has 3 exons. The coding region runs from base 128 to 670 and encodes 180 amino acids.